AUGGGAGCAAUACCAUCGAUUCUCAAGAAAAAUUUAAAAGAAUUAUUUGCAUCAAUCAAAGGUAAAGGUAAAGCAUCAUUAGCUAUUUUGGGACUUGACUCCGCUGGUAAGACUACAUUGGUCAAUCUGUUUAAGAAUGCAGACAGUGGCAGAGAUUUUAAAGCUCAGACACAACCUACACUUGGAUUCAACAUGGAAGAAGUUAAUUUUGCAAAUACGAACAUUAAAAUUUGGGAUAUAGGUGGACAGAAAGUUUUGAUUGAUUUUUGGCAUCAAUAUGUCAAUGAUGUAGAUGGACUAGUUUUUAUGAUUGAUAUUGCUGAUGAAAAGCGUUUUAAAUACUCUUUCGAGGCAUUCACGACACUUGUUCCCCAUCUUAAAGAUAACCUACCUAUUCUUAUAUUUCUAAAUAAGAAGGAUAUAUUUCGAGAUAAUCCAACUGAAAUUAGCCAAAGAAAAGCAUCAAUUGAAGAAACAUACAAGAUCGACAACCAUACUAGUAUAACAGAUUCUUACAUGAAGGCUGAUAGUAAAGUAUUUAAGGUGAAAAUAUCUGAGGUAUCUGUUUUAGAUGACCUCGAUUCAAUGCAAAGAAAUAUGGCGCUAUCAUCUGUUAGCGUGUAUCCUGGAUUUAAAUGGUUAAUUGAAGAAAUUAAGAGUUAUGGAAUGCAUAAGUGA
Vittaforma corneae ATCC 50505 is the source of this 678-nucleotide messenger RNA. RefSeq names its product small GTP-binding protein domain protein. Lineage: Eukaryota; Fungi; Microsporidia; Nosematidae. Gene Ontology annotation, biological process: protein localization to organelle; intracellular protein transport; Golgi to plasma membrane protein transport. The transcript has a single exon. The record is from RefSeq and is a predicted model, not a curated record. Bases 1 to 678 code for a protein of 225 amino acids. Gene Ontology annotation, molecular function: GTP binding; GTPase activity. Gene Ontology annotation, cellular component: Golgi apparatus.